UUUCGCGUUGGUCGCGCCGCGCAGGCGCGUACGCACGCCCGACCAAGAUGGCGGCUAUUUUCCAACUUUAAAUUCAAAUUUCAAAUACCUGAAAUACUUUUGUUUUUAAACGCUUAAAGAUCCAAUGACUUGCAAAUAGUUCGGUUUACGUGUUCGCGAACGGUGUCCUAAAGAAAUCGGAGUGCCUUUAUUGUGACUCAAUUUUCCUAGUAGUAACAGUUGUUAUGACUCAAUGACUUUAGUGCCAUAUGGUUGUGUCUUUAUUCUUGUGAUUCAUCUCAGCAAAAUGGUGUGAGCGUCAGAGAGACUUUUCUGAAUAAAUCCUCAGAUUUUGCUAUUUGCUUACGGCCACAGCCUAGUAAGGUUCGAGAGCUGACAUUACUUGCGGUCGACCUUACUUAACAGGUGAGGCCGCGGCGUCCACAAGAACAUGCUGCUAAGAUUGCCUUGCCCCUUCACGCAGUCCUCGCUGGCCAGUCUAAGACAAGCGCCCUCCGGCCCGGCCUGGUGGAACAUGAUGAACGGCGUCGGCGGCGCGCUGUACGAGGAGCACGCGUCGCCGCCCGGCGGCUCGCCCCCCGCCGCGGCCGCGCAGCCCCCGUCCGCGUCCAGCGCCUCGCCCGCGUCCGUGGGCUCCAACCCGCCGCAGCCGCUGCACAUCCCGGCCAAGCGGUACAACGACCCGGAGCCGGGCGUCAUCCGGCACGCGCAGCAGCCGUGGGGGUACCCGCCGGACGCGCCGGCCGGCUUCGAGCACCAGUACCCGGCCGGCCCCACGUACUACAACCUGCCGGUGGAGCGGGAGCGCAAGUCGGCGCUGCCGUUCUGGAGCGGGGGGGAGUACAAGCCGUACGCUGACAGCGGGUGCCACCAGGGGUUCUCGCAGCCGUGCUGGAACUACCCGUACCCGCCGCGGGGGGAGCAGGCGCUGGGCUACGUGGGCGAGGAGCGGCGCGCGGCGGUCUCGGAGGCCACCGGCUUCUCCCACGAGUAUGGGCUCCGCAACUACCCGUCAGAGUCCGUCUCCAGCGCGCCCUACCCGACGCCCGGAUCCCUCCCUGGAUCCCUCUCCAUGUCUGUGGGGGUCGGAUGCGGCUCAACAAACCCACUCGACUGGACCGGACAAGUGACGGUGCGUAAAAAACGCAAGCCCUACUCCAAGUUCCAAACGCUCGAGCUAGAGAAAGAGUUCCUUUUCAACGCGUACGUGUCAAAACAGAAGCGGUGGGAGCUCGCGCGAAAUCUAAACUUAACAGAGAGACAGGUGAAGAUAUGGUUCCAGAACAGGAGGAUGAAGAAUAAGAAGAACUCGCAGCGGCAGGCGGCGCAGGCGGCGCAGAAUAAUAACAACAACUCGAAUGCAAACAACCACAACCACCACGGCAGCCACCACCACGCGCCGCACCAUGUGCCUCUGCACCACGCGCCGCCCGCCAAGCAUCAUCAGUGACCCGCGCCCUUCUCUGGGACCUAUCCCAUCCACCACGGUAUAGCCAGUUAAACAAACGAAGCUAACCCUGUGUAGAGAGGACAACCUCCUCAAGUGGACUCGGCAUGAGUUAAGGACAAAUGUGACGGGAGUGCAUACAUGAAUGGUUUCAUGGCUCUGGGAGGAUUCGUUGAGACGUCCAAAUUGUUACCCAGGUAGAAUAGCGAAGGGACGUUAUACUAGCUAUAUCGUUUCGUACUUAAUGUGGACAAUUUGCUAGUGGUGACUGCGGAUCAUCGCUCGGUCCCAGAGAAUCUCAUAGUAAGAUAUUGUGUUGUCGAUUUGUGUAUAGUAUUAAAUAACGAAAUUAUGUUAUUGUAACGAGACUACAUGAGUAGAUAACGAUUCCUGAUAUUAUUAAUGUCUAGCAUAGUUCUAAAGUGUAUUGAAUUAUUUAAGUAUGAAUUAAAAUAUGUAUUAAAAUGUCACCGAUGAAAAUAGUUUCUAGAUAGUUUAUUGAAAUUAAAUUUUGUAACAUAUUUUGUGAGACUGCUUAUUGUUGUAUUCGUAUCGCUGAUCAUAGGGUGACUUUAGUCUUAAUCGUUUUAUUUUCGUUACCAAAUUGUUGUACUACUCGGGUUGCUUUGGUGGCAGUUACUAGAUAUCUCUUCUUAUGUCGAUCUUCAUCAGUAUCAUGAUGGCAGCAAGGAUUACUUCUAUAUAAAUACAUAUUAUUACCAUUACAAUUGACUUCUUUAAUAGGUAGUAAGAUAAAGCAGAAUGAUCAAAUAUUUAUUACUGUUUAAUUUCAUAAUUCGUAAAUUUUGUUAUAUUAAUUAUAAAUUUCUGACAAAGCUUUAACUCGGUUCCAGUAGAAUUAUUCUUUAAGUUACUGUUAUGGAUAUUUUUUUAAAUAUUGAAGUUGAUGUUAUAAUCAAUUAGUUAAAUGUGGGCAAGUGCAUUAAUUUUGUCCUGUAUUGGUCCGUACAUUUUGUUCGCUUUAGCCUUUUCCAUUUAGGGUUUAUUAUUAUUUUUGUUUUCUUUUAAUAUUUUAUUAUUUAUUUUUUCUAUUUUCAGUAACAAUUGCAAUCAGUUCAGUUAUUUAUGUACGAUUAAAUUGGGUUUUGUACAGCUCAGUUGAGUUUAUAUCUAUUGGUAUAAAUCAGUUCAUCAAUCAGUUGUUAUUGAUAUCAAUUUAAGAAUCCAAUUCUAGGAUUUAGCAUAUGAAUCCAUAGCUUAGAAUUAUUAUCCUUAUACUACUUAGCUCCCUACAUCUUCCCUAUUUUAUAAUAUCUAUGUAAUAAAUGUUUUACUGUAAACUUAGAGAUUUAUUCGGAUCUAAUUCAUUAAAAUAAAUCUGUAUUGUCCCGUAAUUUAUAAAAGAAGUUGGUCAUUUGUACAAAUGCGACCUCAUCUAGGUGUCCGAAUUUCUACUGAAUAAAUAAUCAAUGCAACAUCUUAAAAAAUCUAACGAUACAUACAUUUAAGUGUAAUUAAAUAAGCAUUUGUGUCGUACUGAUAUUUAUAUACAUACAGCAAAGUGAUUCGGAAUAUCUAAUAAAAAAUUGCAUAUACUUUGUAGAAGUAAAUAUUUUAAAAGGCAACUGCAGAUAUUGUAACCCUUUUAUUACUACGAAAAUUUACUUAAUUCUCACGUCAUAUAAAUCUGAAUCAGAUAUUUUAAGUUGAUCAAUAAUGUGGACAGUUCCUUUGUAUGUAGAUUUAAUAUGAUUAACUUACCAGUUGCCUUUUAGAAUCAUUAUUUAUCAUACCUAAACAUUUUUUACUUGGACGACACCAUUAAUCAUUGAUAUCUAGAGAGGUACAAUGAUUAGACAUAUAAACUAUGUAUAAUUAAAAGGUCUCGUAAUUAUUAUUGUACAGUUGAAUUAAUGUAGUUAAUCACGCCAGAAAAUGUAAGGUUUUGUUAAGUAUAAUAAUUAAAGUAAAUGAAUGUGCUCUCGAAAGUUAUGACGAAUUUAGAAAAGAAUGUAUGAAAGGGGAAAAAAUAAAUAUUUCGUCGUGUC
Molecule: messenger RNA, 3456 nt
Organism: Plutella xylostella (diamondback moth)
Lineage: Eukaryota; Metazoa; Arthropoda; Insecta; Lepidoptera; Plutellidae
Gene: Abd-b
Product: abdominal B
Biological process (GO): regulation of transcription by RNA polymerase II
Cellular component (GO): nucleus
Molecular function (GO): RNA polymerase II cis-regulatory region sequence-specific DNA binding; DNA-binding transcription factor activity, RNA polymerase II-specific
Source: RefSeq, a predicted model, not a curated record